Molecule: messenger RNA, 192 nt
Organism: Alternaria arborescens
Lineage: Eukaryota; Fungi; Ascomycota; Dothideomycetes; Pleosporales; Pleosporaceae
Exons: 1
Coding region: 1-192 (63 amino acids)
Source: RefSeq, a predicted model, not a curated record
AUGAGUGCGAUCGCAGGUCUCGUGAUCAAGUCAAAAGACAUCGAAGCCACGUCAUUCAACAAGUGUGAAGUGGAUUUCUUCGCGUGCGGAAUGAGAGACUUCGAGGCUGGCUCCGUCUACCCGGAUGAUGACCCUACUGACGACCCUGAUCUUCACCCGACCGGCUCCGUGGCACAUGGCAGUGCGGCCUGA